Molecule: messenger RNA, 2425 nt
Organism: Mandrillus leucophaeus (drill)
Lineage: Eukaryota; Metazoa; Chordata; Mammalia; Primates; Cercopithecidae
Exons: 8
Coding region: 1-1704 (567 amino acids)
Source: RefSeq, a predicted model, not a curated record
AUGCUUCUGCCCGGAGCUCGAGCCGACACACACACUCAGCCCGACCCCUCUUUGUUCCCGGCUCGAAUUUCUCAGCUUGGCUCGCCGGCUCGCGGAUCUGCACGCCUCCGCCGGCCAGCUCUGUCAAAGCAAAGAGCUGCGCCCCUUGGGUUCGCCCAGCCGAGGGGAGGGGACACCCUGAGCUUGGCCGCGUGCGAGGCUCCGGGCGCGUCCUGGUUCUUCGGCCCGAGAGCGCGCAGCCCGGGUCCCUCCUCCGCGCCCUGCCCCGCAGAUCCUGUAGGACGAGUAUUGGUUUUGGGGUGUGUGAGUGUGUGUGUGCGCGCGCGCCUGGAGGGAAGGAUCAGGCAACUUGGCGAGAGAAGGAAUGACCCGGCGCUGCUUAUAACCCACCGAGAGGCACGCUUUGCCCGCGAUUGUUGUAAAUCUUCUGAUGAGCAGCACUUAGAAGGGGCUUUAGUAAAAUCCAUGCGCCCCAAAUUUGUGAAGCUUCGUUUGGGAGAGAGGUUGACACUUCCACGUGAAGUCUUUCUUUUGGAAAAAGCAGGAGGACGCACGACGGGCGAACCGCCUCUUCGGGUGCGAGUGGGAUCCCAGGUCCGGGAUGUGGUGGGUGCGGUGCGGGAGAGGCACCCGCCGCCCGCCGCCCCCUUCACUCGGAUGUUAGAGGCAAGUUGUUCGUGUGAACUCGAGCGAACGACUUUUGGGAGCAAACUUGUUUUGUAUCAACACUUCCUUCUACAUCGGGCGCCGUCGCCUCAACUGUGCGUGGGGGGCGAGACGCCCACCCCGCACAAGAACAGAGGAGCCGGGGAGAAGAGACGGCCUCGCUGCCCACGGGGUAAGCGGAGCCCAGUCAAGCUCGGGAGCGGGCAGCAGAGCCAGAGGAGUGACCCCCACUCACACCAGAAAACCCCUCCCCCCCGGCGAUUUUGUUGCCAACUCGAGUCGGCUACAGACAGUCCAAGGCGGAACUCCGACCCCCUCGAAUUCCCACCCCGUCUUCGCCUGGAGACGAAAGCUGUGGGGCAUCUUCAGUUUAACGGACCUCGCAGAAAAGGAGAGAAGGGGGGCGAGGGAAAUGGCAGUUUGUGUCCCAGGGGUUCUUCCGCUUCUUCUUGCCGCCUCCUAAAGACAAACAGACUCAACCCCUCACCCUCCGGGGUAUCAGGGAACUCGUGGGACCGUGAAAAAGUCGUUCCCAAAUCCGGCCGCCUGCGGACGUCGGGCUUCCGCGGGGCCGGCGCCCGUUGGCGUCUGCAGCUCGGCGCAGCCUCGCGGGGCUCGAGCGAGCGGGGUCCGCCACCCCUCCCGCCCUCCUGCGGCUUUCCCCGCGCUGGGCCAGUGCAGGCCGAGCCCCGCGUCCCUGCCUCGCUGGGUGGGGGUCCCGGGCGCGGCUGUCCAGAGGGCCGCCUCCUCCCACGGCCUGCGGGCAAGGGGCGCAACCCACCCCGCUCUGCAGGCCGCCCCUCUGCCAGCUGGGAGGCGAGGGUACACGUCCUAAGGCUGCCCAAGAGGGCGAGGAAUCGCGCCGGUAGGAGAGCGCACGGGAACCAGCAACGCAAGGCAGGCACAGGGGAGCCGAACGAGCCAGACAGGGCCCAGCCACGCGCCCUCGUCGCUGGGCUGCUCUCCGCGACGGGAACCCGGGCUCCCACGCAUGGGGAAUGCCUACAAUGGAGCAGGAAUGGAGGCCCCUUUGUGUGACUAAAUUUGGCAAGAAUAUGGAUCCGAGCCAGUCUUUCCACGUGUGCUCCCAGCUCCCAGCUGAGAAGGCCAAGGGUUCUCUUCCGGAUGCAGCCUUUUUGAAAUUUAUUCUUGGUCAAAAGAGGAACAUAGAUCAAGGAUUCUAUCUUGCUUUUGCGGGGCAAUGGAGAGACCCUGAAAACAAGGAAAACCUGGGGCCUUCUAUAAGAAAAUAAACUCCCUGAAAGGGGAGGCAUGGCCAAGGAACUUACUUAUUUUUAUAAAUCUCUUUCCUGGAUGGAUAUGGUAAUGGAUGUGUUUCUUGAAUUGUGGUAAAUGCACCUCAUAAAAUGGAUGGACUGGGGCUGUAUUCUCAGGCUUCCUGGGCUCCGUUGACAUUGGGCAAGCAUAUAAUCCCUAGUUUGAGGCUAGAAGCCAAAGCCACAACCUUCUUGCAGUACCAACUGAGCCAUUGGGAGAUUAAUGCAGAACAAGGUCAUUAGUCUCAUUGUUUAUCCGGUUACUUGCCGCACAGAUUUGUGUAAAUUUCAGCUACAGUGGUUGCAGCCUGCCUUUGAUGUGUGUAAUCUGUACAUUUUAGUGCUCCAGGAAAGUGCCUGAUUGACAAGAUCUACAUCCAAUGCCCAGAAAACACAUCCUGCACAGGCACAGUGAAGCGUAGAGUUGAACAAUUUUCCAGUGAGUUCCGUCAAAGUAAAUAAACCAACCUAGAGGGUCAGGA